This is a messenger RNA of Panicum virgatum (switchgrass), 1460 nucleotides long. RefSeq lists its product as uncharacterized. NCBI's taxonomy places the organism in Eukaryota, Viridiplantae, Streptophyta, Magnoliopsida, Poales, Poaceae. The transcript is spliced from 2 exons. The record is from RefSeq and is a predicted model, not a curated record. The coding region runs from base 69 to 1460 and encodes 463 amino acids.
GCUUCAAUGUCUCUCUCAAAGAGAAGGUACAGAAUAUCGGUGUUUGCUUCGUGGGAUUGCAGGUUUCCAUGUUCUCGGCUGACUCUCGAGCUUUGAUAACGGUGGGAGCAGCAAUUGCGAUGCUGCUGCAAAUAGUGGUGGUCGUUGCAAUAUUGUUCCCUCUUGGCGCUGUCUAUGUGUUGGGGCUGUACAUGUCCACCGGGAUCUCGCUGUGGCGUCUUGUGCAGCGUGAUUACGUGGUGGCGGACGGAGACCCCAGCAAGGCGAACCUGAGGCCAGCGCUGGACGUCCUCUACUCCCUGGCUCUCGUCCAGGGCGCGCUGUUGUGCUACCGGGCCGUCUUCUCUCUUUCCAGAAGGGAGAAGGUCGUGACGGAGCGAACAUUGAAGAAGUACCAGUUCGAUGACGACGACACACGCAGGCCCGUCUUGGACUACUUCCGUGAGACCAUGGCCGGAUGUGAGAAGGACCCGUCCUUCGCCAGAGGACGGAACCUGAUCACGUACGCACUGGACCUGAUGGCGUCCACUUCGUCCGAAAGCUACCUCUCCGGGGCAAGGAUCAUUGACACGCUUCUCGGGCGUUGCCAGUACGAGCCAAGCAUUAGGGCCGAGAAGGAGGAGCGGCCGUGGCUAAGCUUCUGCGUCGCCGAGCGACUGCUAGAGUCGGCAUCUGGCACGCAAUUGCUCUGGAAGCUGCUGCGGAGGCUGGCCUCGACUGUGCCCCUGCCGGAUGAUGACCAAGAACAGGAGGCGAGAGCGCGGACCGCAAGAAUACUAGAGCACCUCGGCAUGAAGAUCCCUCUGGCACAGUUCCUGGGUGGGGUGCAAUGCAUCGCGUCCCUUCUCGAGACCUCCAGCUCCAGGCCCCGGUGGGAGGAGGUUCUCCAGGGCAUGCGCAUCCUCCGGAGUCUCGCCGCCAACCGUGGCAACGUGGGAAUCAUCAGAGGCACCCCAGGACUGGUCGCCAAGAUCACGGCGCCUCUAGACCCCGACCGCCAGCUCCAACGUCCCGCCGGCCAUGAAGCGUGGAACACGCUAGCACUUGAAUCACUGGUGCUCAUUGGACGCCUUAUGGACGCUCCUGGAGAGUCCAGGGAUGAUGAAUGUCUCAAGGAUAUGAAGAAAGCAACCGCCGAUGCAAUGCCCAAGGUGCUCGGACAGCUCGCAGUUCAGAUACAAACGGAACUGCGACUCAGGUUUUCACCGCCAGGCGCCGACUUAGAAGGUCAGGUUUCACGCACUCCGAACCAGCGCCGGCAGAGCAAGUCCACAAAAUUGCAGGCCCUGCUGCCGGAGUGUCUGGUCGUGUGCGACUUAUUGGAUGGAGCUGAUCAGGGCUUGGCUCAUCAGUUGGACGACUUCGCAGCUCAGAUCUGUUCUGCCAUAGGGAGGCCUUUCAGUAAUUGGGCUGCUCUCGCUGAAGAAGUACGUAAGUCUCUCAAGGAGGCGGAGAACUAG